Molecule: messenger RNA, 3208 nt
Organism: Trichobilharzia szidati
Lineage: Eukaryota; Metazoa; Platyhelminthes; Trematoda; Strigeidida; Schistosomatidae
Source: the annotation of a GenBank genome assembly
AUUGGACUUCCAGGGUGUUUCGAAUAUUAGCGUCACGGCGCGUAUAUGAGAUUGAUGUGAGUUGCAGUGGCAGUUUGUGCGUUAUUGAUUUUAGGAUUGUAUCUCCGUGACUUACUGACCUCCAUUAGUGAUAGCGUCUCAAUAUUAUAAAACUCUGGAGAAUAUUGUUACUAUUUAUGUUUUUCAUAAAAUGGUCCUACAGGCCGUCAGUAGAAGAUGAAUUGUUUCAGCGGAAAAUCCAUUGUAAUAAUUGCCUUCCUAUUUGAAAACUCCUGAGCUUUUGUAAUCACCUACAGUUUUCUUUUGUAGUUCUCGCUUUAUUCGAAUUAUUAAGGGGAAUACAUGUAAGAAACUUUGUUACCAGUUUCCUGUUUUCCUGACUUUUCCUACACCGGAACACGUAUAGACUGGUUUUAUCUUGCCAUUAAAUAACUGAAAGCCUCGAAAGCUGCAGGACCCGAUGAAAUUCUAUCAGAAGCUAUCGGAAUUCACCUAAAGACUGCAGCAGAUUUGAUCAGGUCACUACUAAAGGUUUGGAGUAAGAAAAGAAAGAAAAGCUACUCGAUGAUCGAAAGGUAGGCUACCUUGUCAAAUUCCCAAUGAAGAUUGUAUUCGAGUUUUAGAAGAAGUGGCAUAGAAUCGUGCUCCCGCCGACUGCAAGCAAAAUAUUAAAUCAUGUCAUUCUGGUGAGAUAAGAAGUUGCUCUGGAUGCAAAACUCCAUCCGGAAAAAGCUAGAUAUAAAAGCAACGCUACGCACCAUCAUCAAACAGAGUGUAGAAUGGUAUUGAAAUACCUACCUCAACUUCAUCCAUAUAGCAAAGGCCUUCGACAGCGUGAAUCGUGAAGGAAAAAACUGAAUCAUCUCAAACAGACAAAAGUGAUUUUGCGCUUUUGUACUAAUAGAUUCGUAGAGCAUGUUGUAGAUACACCAGAAGUGUCAGAUGAAACUGAAGAGGGUGAGGUCGACGAUUGUUCUGAUCAGGAGGAGAAUGUAUCAGGUACGAAAACGAAAUGCGUUGAAAUUGCUUAAAGAUCCUUCUAGUGACUGUAACGUUUCAAAUUCGAACGACCACCACUCUUCGAAGCCUCGAAUCAAAGACGUUUCACUAAAAAUUUCAUGUGAUAAGAUUUCUAAACUGUCCAGUGUAGAUGUCCUCACGCCUCACAAAAAUGACUCUUCACAGUCAACUCUCAGUACAGUUUUUCCAUCAAAGCCAACAUAUGAAAGUCCCAGCAAUUUCAGAGGAAACAUAAACCAUAUACAACAUACACCUAAUGAAAAGCAAAUUACUUCUAAUCACACAAAACAUCUCACUCCACGAACAUCGGAGGAAGUUGGACCACUGCAUAUUUCAGCACCUGCUCCACAAUCAAACGAUCCUCUUAAAGGUCUGAAAAAUUUGGAAAAGGUACAACUUCAAAUGCAACUAGCACUAACUAAAAUUCAGAAAAGUAAUAACGAAACCACAAUUCCGUAUCUACCGUACUCUCCGCCAGUGCAAACUGUUGCCGCAAGUGUUCCACCCACUCUAGUAACGUCAGAAUCUAAUAACUGCUUCAAUUCAUAUACAUCUUGGCAAGCAGCUGUUCCGUCCUCAACAUCUUUUGGUUCUCAGCAGGAAAUUAUUAAUGUGCAUUCGAUGUAUCAAGAGGCUUUGCAGCUCUAUCAGCGUGCUUCUGCUACUAUUGGGUCCACCCGAAAUGUCAACAUCCAGGCACCACCGUUUGGCGCUCCUGUUGUUGCUUCCUCUUCAAAGGUAUCUUCCCAAGGUUAUCCAAAUACUCAAACUUCUGUUUGUGGUCCUGACCGUUCAACAAAUCUCUCAUCAUCCACACUAACUCCACCUCCCCAGGACAUUGACCUACGUUCUUGUCCGCCUACAAUGAUUUCUAAUCAAACACAUCCACCUGAUAUGCAAGUUGCUUAUUCAUUGGCUUACUCUGCUGCCUAUCAGGAGACUAUAAAAUACAUGUCUUCCAGUGUUGGUGGCAGUUUGGCACCUAAUACUCCGGAGUACUCAUCGCAUUGGGAUCGUUCUUUUAAUUACUAUUUGAAUUACUACUUACAGGCGCAUAACUGUACUUCGGAGCUAACCAAGGGUCAACAAGCAGUCAAUUUCCCUGUCACUGGCAUUCCAAAACGUCCUCUUAAUGAUGAAUCAUCUUGUAUUGAUGAUGAUUCUAAUUCACAGUCUACACAAGAUGAUACAAAUAAUCAUGACUUCAAGCGUUCACGUCUUUCACCUGGUGAUGCAUUCACUAGCAUUCCAUCAAACUCUGUUGAGCAUUCCUAUAUUCGGAAUAAAUCCCCUGGCAUUAGAGAUGGUGGAGAUGAUAACGGCUCGAAAAGUGAUUUAUCCUCAUCAAAAUAUGUGUGGAUCAGCAAUGUUCCUCAAGGUGUUCGAGCGGUAGAUGUCAAAGAGAUUUGUUCACCUUAUGGGAAGGUACGAAGCAUAAAAAUUAUCAGGAGUAAAAAAAGUCAAUCACCAUCCACUUUCGCUUAUCUAAUCAUGGAAACUCCAGAAGCUGCAGUUCGGCUUGUACGAGGUUUACAGGGGGUAAAGUAUCGUCAGCAUAGAUUGAAAGUCAAGCAGAUCAAUGCAAUUCGUUUCCCCUAACCCCCAGGACUGACUGCGCGAGAUUCAUCAUCUAAAUUGUUAUAAGUAUUUUUUACCUAAAUUUAUUUCAUGAGUGUUAAUUUCUUUUUUACUACUGUUUGUACACAAAUUUAUUUCCUCAGUGCUGCAUUUAUUUGAUUUUCAGGUAAUGCUGUGUAUUUACUAGAUGAUUUUGAAAAAAAUAAUGUUUUGUUUUCUUUGAAUCUUUUCAACAACUUCAAAUUUUGAGAUUUAUAUCUAUUCUAUAAUAUCCUCCAUGUGAUAUUCCCGUUGCCUGUCUGUAAAUGUAGAGAGACAAUCAAAUUUCAGUUUGGUGCAAGGUUUUUUAUUUUGUAUAUUUAUAUGUCAAACCAGCCAAUGGAGGGCUGUUUCUUGCUUUAUCUGUACAUGCAUUAUGUUACUUUGUUGAGACAUAAUUUCUAGAUGUCAUUUGUGUAAAUUGCUUAAAUAGGUUUCUUCUUCUUCACAUUUUCUUUUGGAUGAUAUCUUUUACUUAGUUACUUUCAAUACAGACAACAACCAAUUCACUUGAUUUUCUUGUUGUUAUUAUCAUGAGUCACAAUAAUCGACGAUACCAACUAAAAGAGAC